Messenger RNA from Fusarium coffeatum, 711 nucleotides. RefSeq lists its product as uncharacterized. The coding region runs from base 1 to 711 and encodes 236 amino acids. The transcript is spliced from 7 exons. The record is from RefSeq and is a predicted model, not a curated record. Gene Ontology annotation, molecular function: NAD(P)HX epimerase activity. NCBI's taxonomy places the organism in Eukaryota, Fungi, Ascomycota, Sordariomycetes, Hypocreales, Nectriaceae. Gene Ontology annotation, cellular component: mitochondrion.
AUGGCGAUUAAGACACUCGGAGCCAAAGCUGCUGCUGCUCUCGAUCAGGAGCUUAUGAGCACUGGUGCAUUCUCACUUGACCAGCUCAUGGAGCUCGCUGGUCUUGCUGUCUCUCAAGCUGUGUACCGUCUUCAGCCUCUCGAGAACGGCCGCAGAAUUCUGGUUGCUUGUGGGCCAGGAAACAACGGUGGUGACGGACUGGUGGCUGCCCGCCAUCUCCGACAGUAUGGCUAUAGCCCGACCGUCUUCUACCCCAAAAGAAGUAAGAACGAUCUCUACCAGCGACUCGCAAAACAACUUGAAGACCUCGAUGUCCCAUUCGUGGAGGAUUUCUCUUCUGCGCUGAAUUCGACAGAUCAUAUUGUCGAUGCGAUCUUUGGUUUUAGUUUUUCGGGAGAAGUUCGAGAGCCUUUUCCUGCAGUGAUUCAAGCACUCCAAGACACCAAAUUACCGGUCACAUCAGUCGAUGCUCCAUCAUCGUGGGAUAUCGAAGAUGGGCCGCCCAAGUCUGGACUUGGUAGCUCCUUUAUGCCUACUGCACUUAUUAGCCUGACAGCACCAAAGCCACUAGUGAAGCACUUCAAAGGUCGACACUUUAUUGGCGGACGGUUUGUAACUCCAUCCAUCGCCAAGAAAUUUGAAUUCGAAGUCCCGGAGUACAAAGGUAUUGAUCAGGUCGUUGAGAUUGAAGUUUCCGGGCAGAAGCUCUAA